CUUUUUGCCCUCGAACGCGUACAUACACGCACGCGCGCGCACACACGCAGGCACGCGCGCGGCGCUACGACUCGACUCACACACACACCUCCCUCUCUGCCUGCGCUCGGUCCAUUGUACCCUCGCUUUGGCAUUAGCGCGGUCCCCAGUACGAGACGCGCUCACUCACCCACCACACGCACUCACUCACCCACCACGCGCACUCACUCACCCACCACACGCACUCACUCACCCACCACGCGCACUCACUCACCCACCACACGCACACCGCGCACGCUCCGCGCGAAGAGCGAAGCGAAUUCGAGGCGACAUUGCGUCGUUGUUCCUGGCUCCGGGUGCAUUCCUCGAUCGUCGUCGCGCGAGUCCUUGCCACGCGCGCCACAUCACUUCUUCGGUCGCCGCACGCAAAUUUGACGACGUUUCGUCGACUUUAUUCGGGAUACGUUUGAUUUAUAUUAGCGGUCUGUGUAUUCAUAUCCGUGGAUCGUCUGAAGAGUCGGCAACGGCUUCCUCCGGUGGUAGAUGGUAAAACAAAAGCCGGCAUGGAGGUGAGCUCCGAACAGCCCCGAUGGAUUUCGCAUCCAAACGCCGUGCUGAGCGGCGCGCAGCACCCGAUGGAGCAGCUGCCGCACGGGGCUUACGCUGAGCCCUCUCAGCUUCUGCCUCCAGACGAGGUGGACGUGUUCUUCAAUCACCUGGACGGGCAGGGCAACCCCGUGUCCCCCUACUACGCGAGCCCCGCGCACGCCCGCGCCGCCGUGCACGGCUACAGGCAGACACACAGCGGCUUCGCUGGCGCCCAGGUGUGCCGGCCGCACAUCCUGCCGGGGCCGGCCGGCCUCUCGUGGCUCGAUGGCGGCAAGGCGCUGGGCGCUCACCACCCGCACAGCCCCGCCGCCUGGAGCGUCUCCCCGUUCGGCAAGUCGGCCCUGCACGCCGCCCACGCUCACCACCCGCACGCCCACCACCCGCACCACCCCCACCCGGGCAGCCUGGCCGGCUACAGCCCCGGCGGCGGCGGCGGCGGCGGCGGCAGCGGGGUGGCGUCGGCCGCCAGCCCGCACCACCACCACCACCACCACCUGUUCGGCUUCUCGUCGACGCCGCCCAAGGACUCGGCGCACAGUCCCGUGGACGCGCCGGGCGGCGGGGCCGGGGCUGCGGGCGGCGGAGCCGGCGGAGGAGCACAGAGAGACGAAAUGGACAAGGAGCAGAUGCAUCAGCAGCAGCAGCAGCAGCACGGGCAGAAAAAUGCGUUUGCCCUGCACCAGCAGCAGCAGCAGCAACAGCAACAGCAGCAGGGAGGUGGCGGGGAUCAGGGUGGACUCAAGUUGGAGAGCUGCAGUCCGCCCCGAAGCGGGGAGCAUCCGGCCGCCUCGGCGACGCACCACCCCAUCCCCAUGUACCCGCACUACCUGGCCGGCGGGCCCAAUUACGGUGACCCGCUCUACCCCCACGGGGGGCUGCUGGGCGGCUCCCCCGUAGGGUUCACCCCGAAGCCGCGCAGCAAGUCGCGAACGUCCGCAGGCCACCCGGUCCUGGCUCCAGAAUCUCGCUUCAUGCCUGGUGCCUCGACUUUCCACCUCCCCAUGCAGCACGAUGCCACCUCCUCACAUCCCUGGCCUUCCUCUGGGCAUGAGAGCUUGGAGCUCAACCUCAAAUAUCCUUUCGCCGAGGGGCGCGAGUGCGUCAACUGCGGAGCGACGUCCACCCCACUGUGGCGCCGGGACGGCACGGGCCACUACCUGUGCAACGCGUGUGGCCUCUACCACAAGAUGAACGGGCAGAACCGGCCCCUCAUCAAGCCCAAGCGCCGACUGUCCGCAGCCCGCCGCGCUGGCACCUCUUGCGCAAACUGCCAAACGACCAUCACCACGCUGUGGAGGAGAAACGCCAACGGGGACCCCGUCUGCAACGCGUGCGGUCUCUACUACAAGUUGCACAAUGUGAACCGCCCCCUCACCAUGAAGAAGGAGGGCAUCCAGACGCGCAACCGCAAGAUCUCCACCAAGUCGAAGAAGAGCCGCAAGAAUUCCGACGGCCUGGAGGGCGACCUCGCCAAGGCCAUGCACGACAAGGCCAAUCACUUCAGCGCGGCGGCCCUGGCCGGUCACAUGGGCUCCCUGGGGCACCACCACCACCUGAACCCGUACUCGGGCCACAUGCUGCCGACCCCCACUCCCAUGCACCCCUCCACCAGCCUCUCCUUUGGGCCGGCGCACCACUCCAGCAUGGUGACCGCCAUGUGCUAGGCCCCCCCCCCCCCCCCCCC
Petromyzon marinus (sea lamprey) is the source of this 2272-nucleotide messenger RNA. The record is from RefSeq and is a predicted model, not a curated record. Lineage: Eukaryota; Metazoa; Chordata; Hyperoartia; Petromyzontiformes; Petromyzontidae.